This is a messenger RNA of Cucurbita maxima (winter squash), 1271 nucleotides long. Its product is annotated as alkaline ceramidase-like. Gene Ontology annotation, biological process: defense response to other organism; response to salt stress; ceramide metabolic process. Bases 229 to 993 code for a protein of 254 amino acids. Lineage: Eukaryota; Viridiplantae; Streptophyta; Magnoliopsida; Cucurbitales; Cucurbitaceae. The record is from RefSeq and is a predicted model, not a curated record. The transcript is spliced from 3 exons. Gene Ontology annotation, cellular component: membrane. Gene Ontology annotation, molecular function: hydrolase activity, acting on carbon-nitrogen (but not peptide) bonds, in linear amides.
ACCACGCGCUCAUCGUCUCCCCUCUGGGUAGCCCUAAUUGGUUCGGACUCUCAGCUCAGUUCUCCUCUGAUCGCUUCGCACCAUUGACAGAAAGACCUCAGGAAUUUGAAUUUCAAGCUCCCAACAAUGGCUCUUCUCUAGCUUAGAUCCAUCUCGGAAGGGUUCGUAAAUUCUGAACCAUCCUAGUAGCAGGCAAUUCAAGUAUUAUCGAGCAUACUUAAUCGUAGAAUGGCAGAAACAAUAUCUAGUUUCUGGGGUCCUGUUACAUCUCCUGAAUGGUGUGAAAAGAACUAUGUCUACUCUUCUUAUAUUGCAGAAUUCUUCAACACGGUAUCAAAUAUUCCAUGCCUCAUUUUAGCAUUUGUUGGUCUCGUAAAUGCUUUGAGACAAAGGUUCGAGAAGAGGUUUAGCGUUCUUCACAUAUCAAAUAUGAUCCUUGCCAUAGGAAGCAUGUUGUAUCAUGCGACCUUGCAACGAGUACAACAGCAAGGUGAUGAAACACCAAUGGUAUGGGAAAUGCUCCUCUAUAUCUACAUCCUUUAUUCACCAGAUUGGCAUUACCGGAGCACGAUGCCUACGUUCUUGUUUCUCUACGGUGCUGCCUUUGCUGUUGCUCAUGCAAUCAUACGUUUUGGAGCGGGCUUCAAGGUACAUUAUGCAAUACUAUGUCUUAUCUGCAUCCCUAGAAUGUACAAGUAUUAUAUUCACACGAACGAUGUACACGCAAAGCGGCUGGCAAAGUUAUACUUGACAACCAUCUCGCUCGGGACUGUUUUCUGGCUUUUUGAUUGCUUGUACUGCAGGAAUAUCUCUAGCUGGUAUUUCAACCCUCAGGGUCAUGCAUUGUGGCAUUUAUUUAUGGGGUUCAAUUCUUAUUUCGCAAAUACAUUUUUAAUGUUUUGUCGUGCUCAACAACUCGAGUGGAACCCGAGCGUAGUUCACUUUUUGGGAUUGUUUCCAUACGUGAAGAUUCAAAAACCAAAGAGCCAGUGAUCGAAGUCGGAUUAGGUCUUGGAUUGGAAGGAAAACAACAUUCUUUUUAUCUUGAAAUGGAUUUUUGGUUUUGGCUGGCUAUAAUCAGUAGGAUUAGACAUUCUUUUUAUCCCUUGCUCAUAUGGAUGUAAAUCAUACUCAGAAUGGCUGUCGUUGCUUUAGAUUGGGUUUUACUGCAGCUGUAAAAUUGUGUUUUACCUUCGGUUAAUUUUACUGUUUUCGAGUUUUUACUGUUCUUAUAGAAAUUGGCUUAUAUGGAAUUUCACAGAUUUGCUCUA